Uranotaenia lowii is the source of this 655-nucleotide messenger RNA. RefSeq names its product pigment-dispersing hormone type 2-like. Gene Ontology annotation, cellular component: extracellular region. The record is from RefSeq and is a predicted model, not a curated record. Gene Ontology annotation, biological process: response to light stimulus. Gene Ontology annotation, molecular function: hormone activity. Bases 124 to 372 code for a protein of 82 amino acids. Lineage: Eukaryota; Metazoa; Arthropoda; Insecta; Diptera; Culicidae. The transcript is spliced from 2 exons.
GAUCAGUUAUCGUUUAAGCAGUGAACCACGUGGACGACGGUAGUGUUUAAGCUCCGAAGAAAAGUCAAGCAAGGCGCAUUAAAAGGAAUAUUUUGGAUUAACUUAACAACUUAAAAAAUAUCAAUGGCGGAUAAGUUCACACUCUGCUUCUUGGUGAUUUGCAUGUGCCUUCGGAUGAGCCUAGCCAUGCCAUCGUACGACGACGACAGAAUUGGGCUCGAGAAGGAUCAAUACUUGAGACAAGUUCAGGACUUGCUAGCGGAUCCGUCACCCUAUCUGAUCUUUUCGCAAAAUCCUUACGCCAAACGGAACUCGGAAUUGAUUAACACGCUGCUCGGAUUGCCGAAGAAGCUGGAAGAAGCCGGCAAGUAGAUUGGAUCGACGGUGAGCAGCCAAAAAGACCAGAACUGGUGUCCACUGCUAACCGAACAAAGAGAAGAAAAUAAAACUUAAGUUUCCCGAUGACAUCUACGCGAGACAAACGAGUCAACGCCUCUCCGCCUACACAAUAACAAUGAAUGCCACUGACAUUUUUAACAUUUCACCGCCGUUUGCAGAACACAGCAACGUCAACGACAGAAAGAUAUAAAAAAAAAUCCAUAUUGAUGUUGCUUUUGAGAUAAAUAAAAUGUCUGAAGAAGUUAUUCGUUUAUAA